CACAAUAGUGUCUCCUUUCUCCUGAAGUGUACACUCGUUCACUACUUUCCACAGUAGCAUGGAGGGAGUUUCCACAAUAUUUAUUGUACCAGUAUUUCCUAUCAAAUCAGUGAUGGGAAGUGCUCAAAUUGACACUUUGGGAGUAGGUAGAGAUAAUUGGGACGUAAAACAGUUGUUUUCUUCAGUACUGUGUGUUUGUUUCUUUAAAACGGUUGCGUGUUGCAUUAUGGGUGAGGUGACUAACAUCACAUUAGCCAAUCAAAUGGUUUGUAUGCUGAUACGUUGUUAUGGAGUUAAAGUCAAACUGAAAACAUAGAAGACUGAUCAAACUUGGAUUAUGUUUGUUUAUAAAUUAUUGAACAUAUAUGAUAUAUUUUAAAACUUGUAUGAAAUAGCCAGCGAAUUUUCAAAAAAUAUGUGUCUUCUGAAUUGGCCAAGACUGGCUCUUUGCUCUUAACGUAAGAUUGCUUUUGGUCUAGCUAGCUACAUUAGCUAAGUAGCUAGAUAUCUAACGUUAGCCAGCCCUCUGUUCAGUAGCGAAUGGCCUCGCCCGAACGGUUGAGUGCAUUGCGAGAGCGCAACAAAUACUUGUUGAUGCAAUUGAGGCACCAAACCAAAAGUUUGUUGACUAUCACCGGCAGCAAAGGAAGCUUGGAGAAUGAUUCAAAACGGACAGUACAAAACAACACAACGAAAAAGCCAGGUCAGAAUAAAGAAAAAAGUCCCCAUACAGAGAACAUGGUGACCCUGAUAGAUGGUGACUUAGGCACUGCUAGGUCUGCUCUCAGCAAACCUACUGUACAGUUCAAGGAGAGAGACGACACGGAAACACAGACAACAGCACCACUGAGAACUGAAGGUGAGGCAGUGGAAUCUGUGAAUGUCACCCUCUGUCAGACCUCUACACCAUACCUUGUCACGGGAACCAAGCUUAAACCAGGCCAAGCUACAGAACACUCUACUGUUUACACAGGAUUUCUUCAAGACCAAGGCAAAGGCCGUCCUGCAACUCUUGUCAGAUCACUGGAUAUUAGGAGGCCCUAUACCAGUCCUAUUUACUAUAAUCAGGAGAAUGAACAGAGGGAGGUGGGUAAAUUCACAUUCCAAUCCUCUGGACUGGAGCAAACAUCAGCCUCCGACAGACAGCGUCUGCAGCCUUUACUGGGCUAUGACUGGAUAGCAGGGAUUGUGGAUGCAGAAAACUCCUUGACAGAGCACUCGGAGCAGUUUUUCAGUGAUCUGCGCACUUUCCGACAGGUCAACAGAGAUGAGUGUGUCCACAGCCAACAAGCAGGAUUAUCUGAAGAGGACCUUUCACCCCCACCAUUGUCAAUAGAGAAGGAAGACCAACAGCACACCAUGGACACUCACCAGUGUACGUUCUGUUACAGGAUCAACAGCCGACUGUUCCCAACCCCGUUGGAUUCUCAGGAGUCGUGCCCUGUGUGUAAGAAGCCCAAAUACAAAAUCCCCCACACUGCGGCUGAGCCAGCCUUUAUCAGGGUCAGCAUCCCGCGCUCCACACUGUUGCCAGCAUACAAGUACAAAGCCCAUCGGAGGUGUAGCUUCGACCCCUCCGACAGCCUGGGUCUACCAUCGCACUGUCUGUCAGGCUGGUCUAACACAGUCCCCAGCACUGGGCCCCAGCUCAGCAGCCUGGAUCUGAGGAGCUCUGUGGACACGAAGGCGGCAAGCUGUGGCGUCCUCUCUGCACAGCCACAGUCUAAGAAGUUUCUGGAUUUCUCAGUGUCCAGAGUGUCUGGCAGUCAGCGUUCUGACCAGCUGCUUGACGUGUCUCGUUUGGCCCGCUACCGUUUCCAGCGCCUGCCUGCCAACAGCAAACCACACAGCCCGUCCUACCCUGUGUUCUGACAACCUAACAGCACUAUAAAACCUGUGUAGUAUUAUGAUUUCAUCUUUUUACAUGAAUGAAAUCUUUAAUAAUGAUGACGAAUUAACCCUCAGCAGUUUUAACGUAGAAUUAUCAUUGUGCCUAUUGAAUCAUUAAUGUAUCGUAAUUUUCUAUCAUACAGUUAUAUAAUGUGUUAAGUGCUUGAUUUUCUUUUUGAUGAGGUACAGAUUUUAUUAAAGGUGCAAUAUGCAGAACUCGCUCCGCCAUUUCCUGGUUGCUAAAAUUCUAAUAGUUUAUGUGAUAAAACAAGCAAUUUAUAGUGUAGAUAAUCAUUUCACAGCGGUUUAAAGGGUUUGGUUAUUUAAAAUAUAUUGUAUUUUCAGCUGUUUGAAUCUGGUGUACAAACCCGAAAGUAAAAGAUACAAGAACGGGAAGCAUAGAACACACUGCAACUUUUAAGAUUGGUACCGAGAUAAUACGAUGUAAUUUGCUUAAAUAGUAUUACCAUCAAUUUACUUAAUUUCCAUUGUUAGGGUCGAUAAAUGAAAUUAGAUUUCACCUUGUUCUUUUUUUAUGAAUGCAUGUUGAUGUCUUUAGGGAUUUGUGGUGGUGAUGAUUGUGAUGAUUUCUGGGGCUUCAGAGGGACAAAUAGCGAACAUUAGUGUAUGUGUUGUGCAUACCUUAGAAACAAUUUGACUUGACUCAUAAAAUUUAUAAAUUGACAGACGGGAAUAAGACGGGAAUAAGAUUGAAUAAUCUUAAAAAGAAAACCUUGCGCCUUUCCUUGAACUGUUCCUAGGCCGUCAUUGUAAAUAAGAAUUUGUUCUUAACUGACUUGCCUAGUUAAAUUAAAAAUAAAUUACAAAUCAGACAUGAUUGCAUAGACCGAAGCUAUGGAGGUAGGGGUUUGCCUUUUAUCACAAAAUUGGAUAAGGAAUUAUGUUUUAAAAUCAACAUUAAGGUAUUUUUUGUUGUUAAGAUAUUCAAGUCUAUAUCAGAGAAGUGUUUUUGUUGAUGCAGCCAGCCUCUAGUGCUGUUAUUUCGUCACCACCUACAGGUAACUGUCAAUAUAAAGGAAACACCAACAUAGUGUCUUACAUGCUGACCGCUAGGGCCACCACGAGCCGCCAGAACAGCCUCAAUGUGUCUUGGCAUAGAUUCUACAAGUCUUUUUUAUUAUUUAUUCAAUUGGAGGGAUUUGAAACUAUUCUUCCACAAUAAAUUCUAUAAUUCGUUUUUUUGUUGAUGGAAAACGCUGUCUCAGAGAAGCGUAUCGGCCCGGGACUCGUUGGACAGCGCGAAUUUGGCGUGGGAGGCUGUGAAAAAGUUAAACGUUUCCCAACUUUAUCCACCAGCGGCGACCGCUAGGCGAUGACCAAUCAUAUCGAGUGGUUCCCAUGGCGAAUUAGAGGCUAUGCGACCCAAGCUGGAUACUUUCUUCAGCAACGUAUCCAGCUUGAAGGAAUUAUAACGCCAUAACGAAUCACGUAAAAGAAAAAUACAGUUGAGAGGAAUAUGUUAGUUAAUAUUAGAGACAAACGAUUAUGUAUAUUUUUUGGUCAUAAAGUCAAUUUACGAAAAUCGCUAUUUAUCAAACUAGCUGACUAGCUAACAUUAGCCAGCUUUAUGGGUGUUGUAACAUGAGUUUGAAAUUGUAAUUCUGUUUGUUUAAUGUUUUAGGGACUCAUGAAACAACCAGCAAACCACGCUGUCGUCUUGUGAAACAGUGGAUGUAAAGAAUGUAGCUGGCUAAAACAUUUACCUCAAAUUGAAUGUUUAAUUUUGUAAGCUUGCCUUGCUGAUGUUUGCCAUUCAAUGCAUCUGAACUAAAGUAGCUAGCUAACUAUUUUCUUGCUUAUUGUGCAGUGGAGAAUAAAAAUACCUGUAUGCCUGUGGAUGUGUAGCUAGCUAUGUAGCCGAUCUGUGUAUGGACUCUAAAACGUUUGGUAUACAUGUUAGUUCAGAACCUAGCUAUGAACCUCAGUUAUCAUAGACAGUUGUAUCAACUUCAGAACAGUCUGAAUGACAUUAAUGAAGCCUAUGGAUUGAGUAGAAUGUAAUAUAACUUUGUGCCAACGAUGAAAGGCGUAUAUACAUGUAGUUUUAACCAUGCAUGAGAUCCCCACAUUGUAGCCUGUAAAUGUAAUCUAUUCACUGAUCAUGUACUCUAGAUUGGCAAAUAAAGGUGCAGUUCAGG
This is a messenger RNA of Oncorhynchus mykiss (rainbow trout), 4049 nucleotides long. RefSeq names its product migration and invasion inhibitory protein (gene miip). The record is from RefSeq and is a predicted model, not a curated record. NCBI's taxonomy places the organism in Eukaryota, Metazoa, Chordata, Actinopteri, Salmoniformes, Salmonidae. Gene Ontology annotation, biological process: negative regulation of cell migration; negative regulation of G2/M transition of mitotic cell cycle.